This is a messenger RNA of Dioscorea cayenensis subsp. rotundata (Guinea yam), 1737 nucleotides long. RefSeq lists its product as uncharacterized. Bases 1 to 1737 code for a protein of 578 amino acids. The transcript is spliced from 4 exons. The record is from RefSeq and is a predicted model, not a curated record. NCBI's taxonomy places the organism in Eukaryota, Viridiplantae, Streptophyta, Magnoliopsida, Dioscoreales, Dioscoreaceae.
AUGGCUAGUAAGCUGGUCCAGGUAGGGGAAUUUAGCCUAUCGGUAGAGUUUGUGAUGAAGAAGGAUAAUUUUAUAUGGAGAUGCACGUCCGUGUAUGGACCGACGGAGCGGAAUCACAAGGUAUCUUUCUGGGAGGAACUGAUGGGCACCAGGGGGGAUGCUGGAAUUCCUUGGGUUAUCUGUGGUGACUUCAAUGAACCCCCAUCUGUGGGUAGGAGAUUUACGUGGACCAAUGGUCAAGCGGACCCGAUUUGGGUGAAACUUGACCGCUUUCUGAUUAAUGCUGAGUGGGCGAACUGUUUCCCUAGAGUGAUGCAAGUGAUGUUACCUAGACUGGGGUCGGAUCAUGUACCGAUUAGGCUUGAGGUGGGUUACCACUCAUCUAAACCUAGGCCGUUUCGCUUUGAAAAGGUGUGGAUCACUGUUGAAGGCUUUCAGGAGUUGGUACAACAGUGGUGGGCUGAGACAACGCCUAGGGGGUAUGGGGCAUUCAUUGUUUCUAAGAAACUGGCUGGGGUUAGAACGCACUUACGUCAGUGGUCUAAGUUUAGCUUUGGGUCAAUCAAGUUAAAAAAGUUAGCAUUGAUGCAAGAGAUGGAGGUCCUUGACAUUGCCAAGGAAUCUAGAAGCUUAACCCUGGGGGAGAUCCAGAGGGAGCUUGACCUUUCCUUCAAUUUAGAGGAAAUUCGUAGGCAGGAAGAAAUCUAUUGGAGACAAAGGUCGAGGACGCAUGGAUUAAAGAGGGUGACGAAAACACAAAGUUCUUCCAUGCGGUGGCAAAUGGCAGGCAGAAUCUUCUGGGACACGGUCAGUGCGGAUGUGGUCUUACUUUGUGAGGAUUUCUACUGGCAUCACGCCAACUUGGAUAGAAUUAAUUGGGCUAGUAUCACCCUUAUACCUAAAGUGGAUGCGCCAGAGUCCCCGGGGGAUUUCGGACCCAUCAGUUUGAUUAAUUCUUCAUUGAAAAUUAUUUCUAAAGUGUUGGCGAAUCGGCUGAGCAAGGUGAUGAAUUUGUUAGUUGAUAAGGAACAAUCCGCUUUCCUUAAAGGGCGAUGCAUUCUGGACAACAUUGCAACAGCGGAGGAACUUAUUUUUAGUAUCCACAAGAGAAGGCUGUCGGGGCACAUUUUGAAGGUUGAUUAUAAUAAGGCUUUUGAUCGUGUCGAUUGGGACUUUCUUUUAGAUCUAUUGAAAGUCAGGGGUUUCGGAGAUAGGUGGAUUGGGUGGAUCAAUUGCAUUUUGUUGUCUUCGAAAGCGAUUAUUCUCGUCAAUGGAUCCCGAAUGGGUAUGUGCGUUACAAAAGUGGAUUAUGACAAGGUUCUGGUCGGGGUGCCUUUAGGGGAUUUUGGUAACAGGUGUGAUCUCCAUUACGCCGAUGAUCUUCUAGUCUUGACCACUGGCGGGCUGGAAGACUUGCAAAUCGUUAAGAUAAUUUUACUGAUGUUUGAGGGGUUGACUGGUUUAGCUACAAAUUUUUUGAAAACUUGCUUAUAUACUUCUGACUUGGGGAAGCUUCCGGAGAGGGAGGCGGCGGGUACAUUAAGUUGCGAAAGGGGCAUGUUACCUGUUACAUAUCUGGGUAUCCCGAUCUCAGGGAGGAGGCCAAGGAAACAAGACUGGGAGGGUCUCAUCGCUAAGAUUCGGAAGAGAUUGUCUUCAUGGAAAAUGAAGCACUUAUCCAUUGGUGGGCGCCUCACGUUGAUUAACUCGGUGCACAUGGCGGUACCCACAUACUAG